AUGGCUGGUUCCAUUCAAGUGGCUAUUCCUCACGCAAUGCAAUACGAUAUAUCAUAUGAAGACGGCAAUGUGGUCCUGGUCGCGGGCAGCGCCUCAUUCUGUGUUCAUCGAAGCGUGCUAUCGCAGCAUUCGCCUGUUUUCAGAGACCUCUUCACGGUUCCGCAACCGCCCAAUGUGAUUCUGCAAGAAAAGUGCCCCGUCGUGCAUUUGCCAGACGAUCCCACCCACGUUCGCUACUUGUUGCGUGCUUUGUACGAUAGAUCCUUCUUUAAUGAUAUGCAUUGGCUGCCCAAUUUCGCCGAAGCGGCUGCCGGCAUCCUCGUUUUGGCUCACAAAUACGACAUUAGGCACCUCUACGACGAGGCAAUCCACAGAGUUUAUACAGCGUAUCCGCGCACAUUUGCGGAUAUGAACGCGAUGCGCUGCUUCCACCUAGAACACUUUAAUGCAGACGACCACGCCGGGCUUAUCUUCCUCAUCAACGUUGCACAACGUCUGCCGACGUCCGAACUCGCAGGCUUUCUACCUCUGGCUUUCUAUAUCUGCUGUCAAGUCAACCCCGGUGUCCUUGUAAAUGGAGUGUAUCGCUCGGAUGGCACCCGGGAAAAGCUGUCUCAUGACGAUCUCCAGCGGUGUAUCUCGGGAAAGGAAGGACUGAUGGGCGCCAACACGGUCGGAACACUCUGUCUUCGCCCUAGGAAGGAGAACGUGAGCCAUCUCUGUACUACCAAUGACGCGUGCCACAGCGCGUUGGUGGGGAUGGUGGACGACGCACUCGAGGGCGACAUCUUCGCCUCCUGCGAUGCGCUUACCAACAUCGACGGCUGGAUCGAAGAGAGGGCCCUCGCCCAGAAGCUAUGCGCAUUUUGUACGGAACAUUUGAAGAGACGCCAUGAGGUAGAGCGACAGGUUGUCUGGGAUGAUCUGGCGGACUGCUUUGGGCUCACAUUUAAAACGAAUUAA
Fibroporia radiculosa is the source of this 963-nucleotide messenger RNA. RefSeq lists its product as uncharacterized. Gene Ontology annotation, molecular function: protein binding. Bases 1 to 963 code for a protein of 320 amino acids. The transcript is spliced from 2 exons. Lineage: Eukaryota; Fungi; Basidiomycota; Agaricomycetes; Polyporales; Fibroporiaceae. The record is from RefSeq and is a predicted model, not a curated record.